This is a messenger RNA of Priapulus caudatus, 3782 nucleotides long. Its product is annotated as supervillin-like. The record is from RefSeq and is a predicted model, not a curated record. Gene Ontology annotation, molecular function: phosphatidylinositol-4,5-bisphosphate binding; actin filament binding. NCBI's taxonomy places the organism in Eukaryota, Metazoa, Priapulida, Priapulimorpha, Priapulimorphida, Priapulidae. Gene Ontology annotation, biological process: actin filament severing; barbed-end actin filament capping; actin polymerization or depolymerization. Gene Ontology annotation, cellular component: actin cytoskeleton; cytoplasm.
UGGCAUGUGAAUGAGUUUGAUCGACAAGCCGUGGAGAGGCGCAGCUAUGGUCAGUUCCACCGUGGAGACUCCUACAUCGUGAAAUGGCAGUACCAGAUAGCGCAAGUCAGUCGUGACAUCCGCGGCGGUGGCACAUCCAAACAUUCCACGGUUGGCAGGAAGCGCUGUGCCUUCUUCUUCUGGCAGGGUGUGAACUCGGCGGUGACAGAGAAGGGCGUGUCUGCACUCAUGACCAUAGAGCUGGACGAGGAGAUGGAAGCUCAGGUUCGCGUCGACGAGGGUAAGGAGCAAGCUUGCUUCCUCAACCUCUUCCGCGGGGCGAUGAUCAUCCACGCGGGUAAACGCGAGGACGAGCUCGCCUGCACACAGGGGGCGCUGCUGCUCUACAUUGUGCGCGGCGAGAAAGAGAGCGAGGCGUACCUGACAGAGGUCGUGACCUCGGUCGCCAGCCUGCGCAGCCGCGGUUCAUUCAUACUCGUACAUCGCCAGCGUGGCGCGGUGUGGAUCUGGCACGGUGCCAAGGCAAAGCCGUACACAAGGAAGGCAGCGACGGUGGCAGUGAAGCAACUGACGACGACGAUACCACCAGAAAUCGGGUUUCGCCCGGGGGUCGAGCUCACGGUCACGGUCAUGGAGGAGGGCCGGGACGACAAGCCAUUCCUAACUGCACUCGGAGCAACCACCAAUCUCUCAGACGACGAUGACGAGGAGGAGGAGGAGGAGGAGGAGGAGGAGAAGGAGGAGGUCAAAGCAGAACUGGAUGAUGAAGAGGAGAGUGGCGAUGAGGAGGAUAAAAGUGAAAAAGAUAAACCGAUUGCUUCUCCACGACACCAAUACCAUUCCUUACGAAGAGAUGACAGACCGUACGACUUCAGCGUACGCCUGUUUGAGAUGUCUAGCGUUGCCGGUGUGUUUGAAGCUAAGGAGAUGCUGUGUCCGUCACGAGUGCUGAAGUGUCCGUGCCCUUUCCCAUUUCUACAGAGUGAUCUAUACCGAGAGGAUGCUUCUCAACCAGAGAAGUUAGAUGCAAAGGAACUUCCGCCAGCCUACCUCGUCUUUGCUGGCUAUGAGCCACUGGAGUUCACCAACCUGUUUCCCUUCUGGGUUCACAACGAUGAAGUGAGAGAGUCCAACACGGAGGCAUACGGUGACUGGGGCGACAACAUUGCUGUAGAAGAUGUGCUGCUCAGUAUCACUAGCAUGGUGUACACACUCGAGGAGCUACGCCAGCGCCCCCUACCUCACCACGUCGACCCGUUAAAGCUCGAGUCCUACCUCUGCGAUGACGAUUUUGAGGAGGUUUUCAAGAUGACGAAGGAAGACUUCGACCAGCUUCCCUUCUGGAAGCAGAGGAAACUGAAGCUUCCCACUGGCCUACACUGAUGGUGAUUCGAGGCAGGAGCAAUCCAGAACCGGACGAUAAGCAAAGCCGAGUUUCCCAAUACAUGCUGCCACAGACAUCCGAUCUUGCAGAGUGUGCUUGGCAGCUCAGUCGAAGGAGGAUUAGUAUGCCACGAUAUAACUCUGGAGUAUCGGGUUGCAUGUGGCGUGACUUGUCAAAACGGUGUAGGCUUUUGCUGUUCAAGUUUCCCCGUCAGGCUUUGCUGAGGGUAUCACGUGAAAGCACGCUGUGCAAAAGUGGAUUCGAUAGUGCUGCCAUCUUCGGGUGCAAUUCUGUGAUUAUCGUCGUAUUCUCAGCGGACAUGCCUUGGUAGGUGGAGGUAAAAAGAGAAAGUCUAGUGCUCAACCGUGCGUGCCAGAACGAAGAUAUACAGGGUGAGACAAAUAAUUGAAGGAGGGGUGAAUAGAUGUGAGGAUAGACAGAGGAGUUUUCUGAUCGCGUAGGUAAUUGCGUAUAACCCACCAUCUCACCUCAGAUAUGAUGCAAUAGCAAAUGCACUUGUGAUCAUUUGUUCAUGUGAGGAUUAUGCCUUAAACCUUCAAGCCCCCUGCCGCAUAGCAUUACCGUAGUUGCACCAUUGGGAUAGCAAUGUAUAAUAGAAAAGUUGUGCCUUCCCUUUUGCCUAUAGUGCGGAUGUUGUCCCUAAUGCAGAUAUAUAUUAUAUACAUCAACAGUAAGAUGUAUGCAGGCAAUACUGUGAUAUGAUGAAUAAUUGACUAGUACAAUGUAACUUAUUCUUGUUGUUGAACUGAUUGUGUUUAGUGACUAUUUAAAAAAAUCAUGGGGGCAAACUGACGUUGUUUUUAGUCGUUUUUUCUAAGAGUUAUUGUGCUCAAGACUUAUUUUGUAUGAUAACGAUAAACUGGUGCUACUGCUGAUGUAGUGGAUGUAGAAUCUUCUGCUUUUACUCCUUAUAGCGCUGAUGUGAAUGUGCUUAACCUUUUGCGUGUUUUUGGGGGAUCGAGCUGCCCACUGGUGUUGACAGGGCACGGCUCUUCCCACUGUUGAUCUUGUGCGUGGGUCAUGCGCCGAGAACAGUAGCGCCCUCUCGUGGGUAGAUGUUUCCUUGUGCUGCGACUCCGCCACUGGUCACGACUUUAGUUUUCUAUUAUUGUUAUUGUUCGACGGUGUAGAUCUCGUAUUGCAUCAAUCACACGCUAUGACUGUCAGCGUGAGUUUACGUGGUUUUUGCGGCAGGAGAUUGACCGGGCCGCAGCCACGUAGAAUUUAUCAACGUGAUUAUUAAAAUAAGGGGGGGGUCGAAGGUAAAAUGGAAAAAGGGCGGCGUGCUGUCUGUGUGCAUUAAGUCAAUGUCAAGUCUGUGUGCAAUGCGAUGAUGAUGACGGCGACCUUUUCUUGUCAAAGCUCACGCUCUAAGCCGAUUGUAAACUGCUUCGACGACAGCGCGACCUCAUUUACUAGAGUGCCAUUUGCUGCGCGGUCGAUGAGUGAGGAGAGCCAGGUGCGUGAAGAUUGAGGGGAUGAAAGAAGGUGAUCAACGUCUGCCCGACGUCUCUACCUGCGCAUCGUGCUCUACUCUACUCUACUCUCUCGCACGCAAAAGCGAUCCUGAUGCUUCUCCUCGGCGAGAACAAAUACCGCGAAAUGCUGCGCCGUGCAUCUGCUGGCUGCGUCACAUAUAGCGGCUGCAGCUCUACCCCGUGUAGCCAUGGGCUUCCUCUAUAACCCGGGGUUGCUGAGAUGGAGCCACGCCGACUGAGUGCAAUGUGUGAUAUGAUAUCAAACCUGCAUAUAUCAGACUCCGAGCGAGGAGCAAUGUAUAUACCUCGGCUACACGCAGCCGAUCCAAACGUCUUCCUGAUUUAUUCGUGAGUUCGGGGCGCGGGUUGUAUUGAAUGGCGGACGCGCACACUGCAAUACACGUGGGUGGCAGCAGUGUAGCACACUGCAAUACACGUGGCAACAGUGUAGUUCACUGCAAUACACGUGGCAACAGUGUCGUGCACUGCAAUACUCUUAGUGGCGGCAGUGUAGUUCACUGCAAUGCACGUAGGUGGCGGCAGUGUAGCACACUGCAAUACACGUAGGUGGCAGCAGUGUAGCGUUUCGUUAUGGCACGGUGUGCAUAGGAUAGGUACGAUGACGUCAUCAUGCAUCUGACGUCACACCAGCUUACGUUGGUCUCUUGUGGCCUUCAUCAAGGGGUCACUUGUGUAAUCUGACCUUCAUUCAGGGGUCACUUAUGAUCCUAUUAGAAAAUUUAUGGAUUCCGUUAUAGCUUCCUUGUACAAGAUGUGCUGAUUAGCGUUUUAUGGGGACAGUAAGCCGAGAACAGUGAAUCGAAUGGAAAAGAGACGUGCCGUUUUUGCUAGCUACUUUUGGCAAUCAAUAAAAUGCCGUUUGUAUUAUGAGUUUACUA